Molecule: messenger RNA, 1093 nt
Organism: Solea solea (common sole)
Lineage: Eukaryota; Metazoa; Chordata; Actinopteri; Pleuronectiformes; Soleidae
Product: fibroblast growth factor 12-like
Exons: 5
Coding region: 359-952 (197 amino acids)
Biological process (GO): fibroblast growth factor receptor signaling pathway; positive regulation of cell population proliferation; positive regulation of protein phosphorylation
Cellular component (GO): cytoplasm
Molecular function (GO): growth factor activity; fibroblast growth factor receptor binding
Source: RefSeq, a predicted model, not a curated record
AGUAGCAGCAGCAGCAGCAGCAGCAGCAUCAGAGGCGAGGCUGAGGACUCCAGAGAAGACACACACGCGCACACUCAUUGCGGCUUGUUGCUGUUCUUUAACGGGUCGCUUCUUCCCGGUUCCUCCCCUUCCUCCUUCACCUCCUCCUCCUCCUCCCUCCUCCUCUGCUCUCCCGCCGGUAUCGAUCCGUCAGCGGCUGAUCACCGAUCACAUUCACUCCGAGUCGACGCCUGGUGACAGCACACUCAGAAAAGGAAAGGAAAGGAAGGAAAGGAGUCAAGUGGAUUUGUGACGGGAGGGGGGGCCGAGAAGACCACCUCACCUCACCGAGCCGAACCGAACCGAACCGAAGCGGGAGAUGGAGGGCAAAGAGAAGGCACCGGCAGAGCCGCAGUUGAAGGGCAUCGUCACGCGUCUCUUCAGUGAGCAGGGUUUCUUCCUGCAGAUGCAGCCUGAUGGAGCCAUCAGUGGAAACAAGGACGAGAACAGCGACUACACUCUGUUUAACCUGAUCCCCGUGGGUCUGAGGGUCGUGGCGAUGCAGGGCGUGAAGGCGGGACUUUACAUGGCCAUGAACGCAGAGGGAUUCCUCUACACAUCAGAUGUGUUCACAGCAGAAUGUAAGUUUAAGGAGUCAGUGUUCGAGAACUACUACGUCAUCUACUCGUCAACGCUGUACCGGCAGCACGAGUCGGGCCGCGCCUGGUUCCUGGGCCUCAACAAGGAGGGCAUCAUCAUGAAGGGAAACCGAGUGAAGAAGACCAAACCCUGCUCACACUUUGUCCCCAGACCCAUCGAAGUCUGCAUGUAUAAGGAGCCGUCGCUGCACGAGCUUGAAGAGAAGCUGUUGAAAUCAUCACGGAGCCCGACGAUGAACAGCGAGGAGCGUGCAGGGAUCCUAGAGCAACAGAAGGAGCAACCGGAGGACUCCACAGAGCAGGACGGGUCAUAGCCUGCAGCGCCCCCCACAGGAGGAGAAGGCGGAGGCGAACUCCCAUUUUAACACUCCCUCGGUUCAGCAACAACAACAACGACGACAACAACCACACCAACGACAACAACGCCACAGCGACGAUGGCACCGGCGACGACAA